CUUGAUUUCUUCUCCUCCUUUAAUUUCUCCCCUCCGCCUCCCUUCACCCCCUCCUUGAAAAAGGGAAUCUUGUUGGUCCUUAGUCCUUAAGAAGAAGAAGACACAUUUUCCUGUGUGUGUCGUGUAUAUCUUCUCUUCCUCAUUCCUCAUAUUCAUCUCAUCAUUGCCUCGUUGGCUGCCGAGCCCCGUUGUAUCUCUAUGUGCCUGUCUGCGCCCUCCACGCUUUUGUCCUUCGCUCAAGUCCGCUCCGCCGCUGGCUCCCCUAUCGACACUUUUGCUUUCUCCAAUUCUUUCUCUUCGUUGACGGUGUCUCGAUAUCCCACACUGGCUGGCACCCAGGCCGUGUCAUCCGCUCGUUCGCCCGAUUUCACUGCUGGCGAGGUGAUUUGGCUAAGGGUCCAGGGUCCGUCCUGAAUAAGGGCGGACGGUAAUUCGGUGCGAGUUUGAGGCCUUUGUGCACAAUACUCCCACAAGUGUUGGAAGCAGGCUGUCUCGGAUCUGUCCUUUACCAAUUGGUG
Molecule: messenger RNA, 518 nt
Organism: Aspergillus saccharolyticus JOP 1030-1
Lineage: Eukaryota; Fungi; Ascomycota; Eurotiomycetes; Eurotiales; Aspergillaceae
Exons: 1
Coding region: 199-414 (71 amino acids)
Source: RefSeq, a predicted model, not a curated record